AGCAGGGGGAGGGGAGGAUGAAAAGUUAAUAAUAGGAAGGCAAGUGGCGGUGAGGGAGUAGGGAGAAAAUGAAUCCAUUGACGCUGGUGAAACGAAUUCAGAGCAUAAACUCGAAAGAAGCUGAGUUAGGGAUUUCAGAGGACGCUUCCUGGCACGCCAAAUACAAAGAUUCCGCUUAUGUUUUUGUUGGCGGCAUUCCUUUCGAUCUCACAGAAGGCGAUCUCCUCGCCGUUUUUGCUCAAUACGGGGAGGUUGUUGAUGUUAAUCUAGUGAGAGACAAGGGCACUGGAAAAUCAAAAGGUUUUGCAUUUGUUGCGUAUGAGGAUCAAAGAAGUACGAAUCUUGCUGUAGAUAAUCUCAAUGGAGCAGAGGUUGCUGGUCGAAUUAUAAGGGUUGAUCAUGUUACUAAAUAUAAGAAGAAAGAGGAGGAGGAUGAAGAGACACAACAGCAGAAGAGAGAAGCUCGAGGAGUGUGCCGUGCUUUCCAAAGAGGUGAAUGCACCCGUGGAGCUAGCUGCAAAUUUUCCCAUGACGAGCAAAGAGCUGCAAACACAGGAUGGGGUCCUGAGGAUAAAAGUACAAGGUGGGGACAUGACAAGUUUGAUGGACCAAAAAAGACUCAGAAAAUAUCCGGCAAUGAGAGACCUUCAGGAAGCCUCCUCAAUCAGAGUGACAAGAGGGAGGAGAAGAAGCCAAGAAGGCAUGAUGAUAAUGAAAUGGAGCGGAAAUUAAAAGAAGAUUAUCAUAGAAGAGAUGAGAAGAGAUGGAGAAGACAUGAAGAUGAUGAGUUUGUGCCAAAAUCAAGAGAAUAUGAUGGGAGAGAUGAAAAGGGAUCGAGAAGGCGUGGGGAUGAUGAAUUUGAGCCGAAGUCCUGGGAUGAUUAUCAUAGAAGUGAUAAGAGAUUGAGAAGGCAUGAAGAUGAUCAAAGAGAAGAUGAAUAUAAGAAGGAUGAAAGGAGAUUGAGAAGGCAUGAUGGUGAUGGAUUGGAGCCAAGGUCAAGAGACAAUGAUUAUAAGAGGGAAGAAAACAUAGUAAAGAGGCGUGAAUCAGAAUCCUAUCUUAGAGAAGACCAAGAUAAGAGAGGAGCCAAAUGGUCUGCCCAUGCUAGGGACUCUUCCUCCAGUCGUCAUAGAGAAAGAGAUGAUAAUAGGCGCAAAUCAGAGAGAUAGAUCCUUGGUAGGAUCGUGUUCAUGCUUCCCAAUGUGCAACAGGGGUGGGGUGUUCCACCGAUUUUCUUUUGGCUGGUUAAGGUUUAUUUUGUACCUUUCUUCGACUGUAACCGUGACAUUUUACAUAAAAAAUGACGAGAUAGAGCAGGACCAUUGAUACGA
Messenger RNA from Manihot esculenta (cassava), 1331 nucleotides. Its product is annotated as zinc finger CCCH domain-containing protein 25. NCBI's taxonomy places the organism in Eukaryota, Viridiplantae, Streptophyta, Magnoliopsida, Malpighiales, Euphorbiaceae. Gene Ontology annotation, cellular component: precatalytic spliceosome; U2 snRNP; catalytic step 2 spliceosome. Bases 69 to 1169 code for a protein of 366 amino acids. Gene Ontology annotation, molecular function: metal ion binding; RNA binding. Gene Ontology annotation, biological process: mRNA splicing, via spliceosome. The transcript is spliced from 4 exons. The record is from RefSeq and is a predicted model, not a curated record.